This is a messenger RNA of Bombina bombina (fire-bellied toad), 5107 nucleotides long. It is a transcript of the gene CYRIA, whose product is annotated as CYFIP related Rac1 interactor A. Gene Ontology annotation, molecular function: small GTPase binding. The transcript has 12 exons. Gene Ontology annotation, biological process: regulation of actin filament polymerization. Bases 171 to 1142 code for a protein of 323 amino acids. The record is from RefSeq and is a predicted model, not a curated record. Lineage: Eukaryota; Metazoa; Chordata; Amphibia; Anura; Bombinatoridae.
GUCUCGGCGCAUGCGCACAGCCUGGCUCUCAGCGGCAACAGUACCAGUAACGACUACAGCAGCGGCGCUCAUCACUGGAUUUCAGCUAUUUACAGUCUCUGGAAUUCAUGAUAAAAGAGAAAACUAGUUAAAGGAAUUGUCAAGCAAAUUGGAGGAAAAGGUUUGCUGGGAUGGGUAAUCUACUUAAAGUGCUUACCAGGGAAAUUGAAAACUACCCACAUUUUUUCCUGGAUUUUGAAAAUGCUCAACCAACUGACGGAGAACGGGAAGUAUGGAACCAAGUCAAUGCAGUUUUGCAGGAUUCCGAAAGUAUUCUUUCAGAUCUGCAAGCUUACAAAGGAGCUGGCCAAGAAAUACGAGAUGCUAUACAGAAUCCAAACGAUAUACAACUUCAGGAAAAGGCCUGGAAUGCAGUGUGUCCUUUAGUUGUGAGACUGAAAAGAUUUUAUGAGUUCUCUUUAAGGCUUGAGAAAGCUUUGCAGAGUUUAUUGGAAUCCUUAACUUGUCCGCCAUAUACACCAACGCAACAUCUGGAACGCGAGCAAGCCCUUGCUAAAGAGUUUGCAGAAAUACUGCACUUUACACUGCGCUUCGAUGAGUUGAAGAUGAGAAAUCCAGCAAUUCAAAAUGAUUUCAGCUACUACAGGCGGACAAUAAGUCGCAACAGGAUAAACAACAUGCAUUUAGAUAUUGAGAAUGAAGUUAACAAUGAAAUGGCCAAUAGAAUGUCGCUGUUCUAUGCAGAAGCUACACCAAUGUUGAAGACUCUUAGCAAUGCCACAACUAGUUUUGUGUCUGAAAACAAAACUUUACCAAUUGAAAAUACAACAGAUUGCUUAAGCACAAUGGCCAGUGUAUGUAAAGUCAUGCUGGAAACACCUGAAUACAGAAGUCGGUUUACCAGUGAUGAGACACUCAUGUUUUGUAUGAGAGUAAUGGUUGGUGUGAUAAUCCUUUAUGACCACGUUCAUCCAGUUGGUGCUUUCUGCAAGACGUCAAAGAUUGAUAUGAAGGGAUGUAUAAAGGUUUUGAAAGAACAACCACCAGAUUCUGUGGAAGGCCUAUUAAAUGCACUCAGGUUUACUACAAAGCACCUGAAUGAUGAGUCUACAUCAAAACAGAUCCGGGCUAUGCUUCAGUAAAAUCCUACAAGUGUAAAGGAUGCUUUUACUGACCUCAGAAGAUGUAUAUGUUUACAUAAUUUAAUACAGAUUGAUGUUAAUACUUUUGUGUUUACAUAGCCAUUACCUUUUUGUCACUGAAUCCUAGAUGUGUAUUCUUAACCUUACUGAUUUAGCACAACCUGAAUUUACACUUUCAUUACAUUCAACUUGCAAAGUGAACAAAGAUUUUUUUUUUUCUUUUCUUAUUUUCUUUUACCAAAGUGCUUAAACCAUAACUUAAAAUAUUGUGAAUUGAUUGGUUGUUCCUGCUUUGAUGUUUUAAUUAUCAGUUUGUCAAGAUAUUGCAAUUUAGACACUUUUUUUUCUCUUACAUUUCCAGUUUUAGAACAAAGGCAUUAAAGUCUUCUGCUGCUUGUUCAGACCCAUCUCUUAAGAGAUGUAGACUGAAAUAGAUGCAUUUUUGUUUUCAGCAGUGAGUCUAGGCACCUGUGUGCAAUUUCUAUUGGAAGAACUUGGCUUUUAUUGUGUUCUGUUUGUACCCCAGUCUUUUAUUAAUAUUAGAUUCUUCUUCCCACACAGCCCAUUUCCUCUAUAUAUUAUAUAAUGAAAGGUUGGCUGCCUUGUGAAACAUUGCUGCUUGUUUGAGAUGAUGUACUCCAUUUCAGGGCAUGAGCCAGUCUGGAAAAUAUAUAUAAAAAGAAAAGAACAUAUAAAUGGUUAACUAUGUAUGAAGUCCUACUAGAAUCUACACAUUGCAACUUCAUUGCAGAACCAAAUAAACACAAUUGUGAUAGUGGUUCCUAACUGUACAUUUUAACUUAUUUUAUUUUUAUUUUGGUUGUAGGUCUUUUUUUAAUAUAUACAUUUUCUUAGCUUAAGUUCUCAGAUAUACCAUUGUUUUUCCUGUCAGUGUUACUGAACCCAAAAUGUCAUUUAGACUUUCCUUUACACACAUUUUUGUAUGUUACUUUGAGUCACAUCAGUGGGGUUGCACUAACAUCUUGUAUAUGAUUUUAGAGCAUUUAAACUGUUUAGUUUUUGAUAUCUUUUUAACUUAGUGCAGUAAAAAAAAAGAAAACAUGUAGUUAAAAAUAUUGUGUAUAGGAUGCAAUUAAAAAAAUCCCAAAUGUGUCCUUGAACUGUCAAACCACUAUUCACAGCUGCUAUACAUAAUUAAAAUUCUAAACUUAUCUGACAGAAGCAGAUGGUAUUAACAAAAUGUUUAUUUUUUAAAAGAUUUUGAGAGGAUUCUUUCACUUUCAUUCCCCAUGCUAUGUUGUACAUGGGAACAAUACUGUGUUUUAAUGUUCGAGUUGUGGUGAAGAACGUCCUUUGCAGUUCUGUGCUAAUAUACUAAUUUAUGUUUUUGUUUCCAAUCAAUUAGAAUUAGUUCUGACAUCUCAAAACUGUUCCAAAUACUUUUAAAAUAUUUGCAUCUUAUAAAACUACAACUAGUACCUGCAAAUAUAAAGCACAUUGAAUUCUAGAUUAUUUUUUUUAUACAAGAAAUCAUUAACAUAGAGCAACAUUUUAAGAUAUAUAACAUAUAUUGUAAAGCACAAGUGUGACCCCUUUAUCUUUAAAGAAAGCUGAAAUUUAAAGUGAAUGCAUUGUAUCACCCUAGAUGCGGGGGGUGUAAUUGUAUGGAUUUUCAGUAAAGGAGAGAAAUUGAACCGAGGCAGCUUUAAAGCACAACAGUAUAAACGGGCUGUUUUUUUAUAAUUUUGCUAAUGAACCUAAGCUUAAACACUGAACCAGCUUUGUUUUUUUUAUUAUUAUUAGCUCAUUACUUGAACUGUUUUCGGAGAACAUUCAGUUGUCCACCUUUUGUCGUCAUGUAUUUAAAAUAACAUUCUAGUAUAGAAAAAAAAUAAAGGAUUAUUUGUUUCUACAGAAUUUAUUUUUAAACAGAUUUUCUUUUUUCCUUACAAUGUGUUUUGGACAUAGUCACUGUGCAGGGUUCAUUGCAGCUCCAGAUAAAUGGCGAUUAGCCAAUCAGGGUAAGCCUACAUAUGUAUUAUCCAGUCACCAGCCAUAUCCUCAACUCGAGUUGCACAAGCCAAGGAGCGUGCAACUUUUUACUCAGUUCAACCUCUUAACAGUGGUUAAACGCGCUGUGUGAGAAUGCAAUUUGUUUAAAAAUAAAAUUUUCUGGUGAAAUAGAACUAGUAUGUCCCUUUAAAAGUUUAUAAACGGGAUCUUUGGUAACAAUACCAAUAACUUUGAAAUGUAAUUUAUUACUUUUUUUAGGGGAAACAGACAGAUGGAUAAGAGCAUCAAAAUAGCGACCGUUAAUGAAACACUGCAUUUUAAUAAGCUCUGAAUUCAUACUAACAGUUGUGCUCUAAAUAUGUUGCUAUAAUAUGAGAUUUCUGAUUAUUUGGCCCCUCCUAAUGUCACAAAGCAGUUUUACCAUAACAUUAUAAGCAAAGUGUUUAUUAACACAGGCAGCAGAAGAAAGAAAUCAGUGGAUGUACAAAUAUAGAAAGAAAUAGCUGGUGAAAUAAAAACAAACAAAUAUUUGAAUACAUUUCUAAAUAACGUUUUAAAAAUUACACUUACUAUAGUUUACUCUUUUUCCACCACUGCUGUCCUUCAAACCAAGUUUAUCUCCAAGUCAAGUCUAAUUUUUGUGUUACCUUUAAAGGAGCAUUAAACACUUUGAGAUGGUAAUAUACAAUGAUAAAUUGUAUAUAGAAAAAAAACCUCUGAAAUAUACUACUCAUUAUUUAUUUUGUCCCAUUCCCUUGUAAUUCCUUUCUUAAAUUGUGAGCUUUUCAGUAUCUAUUUAGAAAUGGAAGUGCAGAAUACUUAUAUUCCACACAGCCAUUGGCUGCCCACUCAAGUGACCUAUUUAUAACUGUCCCUAAUUGGCCUCAGCAGAGAAGUUAACUUAUGUUACAACAUGGCAGCUCCCAUUGUUUUAUAGACAGUAAAACUUAACACUUCAGUUAAUUUUUAAAGAGCUAAUGAAAAAAUACAUCUACGUGUUAUUCUCAGACUAAUCUUUUCUUUGAAUACAUCAUUCUAUCUAGCAUUUAUUUAGUGCUUAAUGUCCCUUUCAUAUCUGCUUAGUUGAAGAAUUAUUCAUGUAGGUUAUAAUACAGCAUUCAUCUCUAUAUUCAAUAGUGGGGCACUAGCUGCUCUAAGCAUUUCAAGUAUUUGUUUAAAAGAAACAUUAUGUUCUAUAGCUUUUAAAAGUCUGCUUUUAUAGGAAAUCUAUAAAGUCUGAUUCCAUCUAAGAACGUAUUGUUUCUAAAAGCAAGUGUCAAUCAGAAGGACAUUCAAAGUAAAGUUUUCUUGUUUUACUUUGUUCUCUGCAACUAACAAAUUUCUUAUUUGAGAUGGACAUAUUUUGAGUAAUAAAAAGCAACAUAGGAAAGUCCUAUACCUUUUACAUGUAUCUGGCGUCCCUUCCUAUCUCCCCCCCUUUUUAAUUUUUGACUGCCCAUUAAAGAACCAUUUAGUAUAUUAAAUGCUCAUGGUCACCUGUAGUUUGUAUAAAAUGCUAAAAUUAUUAGGAUAUUAAUUUAACAGUAAACCUUACACUGUAUAACACUGAUUUUAAAUACUCCAUUGGUCCAGUAUAAUUUAAUAUUCUGUUCGUGUUUGUUUUUGCUUUCCAUGUCACCUGUGUGCACUCUUAGAGAUGAAUUCAAUGGUGGGUGCUCCUUGGUAACACUUGAGUGGUUCGGUUUCAGGCAGCCAAGAUUUAUAUUCUAAAUAACUGCUAAUGUAGUGUGAUUAAUAAACGGCAAGCAACCCGGUGUUUCUAGUCAGUAUUAAACAUAUUCAAAUAUUAUUCACUGGAAUAGCUAUAUAUUUUAAUUGUGCAAAGGAUGGCUUUGUAUUGGGUACAAAAUAUCACCCUUAUUUUAAAGCCUUCAUAUAUAGUUUGCCAGGGGUAUUGCAAUGAUUUUGCCUGGAUUGCAUUUUUUUGUACAAAAGUAUGUGUGAUAUGAAAAUAAAAUUUUGGUACACCA